GGCAGCGGCUGACCGCUGACGGACGGCGUCACGGCGAGGAUUAAGCGGCCGCAAUCGUGCAUUUGCAUUUUAUUGCCGGUACACCGCCGACCCGUCAAGGCCGUGGCUCGCGUCCGCAGCCGCCGCUGCGACAUGGCAUACGGCUCUGAGGAUCGACGCGACGACCGGAGAAACAAUAAAAAAUUUCGAGUAGGUCUAGCUAAUGAGUGGAGCCCUCGGGAGCGGGCGAACGGCGUCCCUGCGUCAUCCUCAACAAUAUCCAGUGAAGCCGCAGGGAGCGCGGGGGCGCGGGGGCGCGGGGAGUAAUGAUACAUUUGCGCGAAGUGAGGUGCGAGGUGCCGCCGACCAACCUCCCAGCCUCCACUGGCCGGUGGGCGCUGCACCCCCACGCUGCCGCCGGGGAAGAGGAGGGAAGGGGUACUGCUGCAAUAGGAAAAUAUCGCAAUGCUGAACUAUCGACAAAGGAAAUGCCGCACUGCCACCGCGCCCGCGAUUCGAAAAAAACUCACACUCGUCCGGUGCGGCGCUUCGUCGGAGCAGGCAUGCAGCAGCUGCAGUCCCGCAGCCGCAGCACCGUGCCUGCACUCGGCGACGAUGACACCGACAUCGCCCACUGCGCGCCGGUCCAUUUGCCCGCAUCAGUUGCGCACAUUAUGAUUACGUCUUUACGAGAGCGAAUCUUCUCACGCCUGGGCGCGGAGUUAGCGGCGGAGGGGGCGGUGUAAUUGCGUGCGCGGCGGCGGCGGCGCGGGCGCAGUGCCAUAAAGCAGCGUGGUUUGAAUAUCAGCCGUGCACCGGCCGGUCGCAUGCGGUAAGCUGUACGGUGGGUUUUGGCAGUAGACGGUGAGACUACACAAAGCGAUGUAUGAACGGACCGAGACCGACUUCCGUAAUGUUGCACAAACUCCUUAUCAACUCUCAAACAACAAUAUUGUUAAUUGUAGCGGUAUUCAAUGAGCACAAUUGCAUGUCCAACAUAAUAUUACGUAGUUCAAUUUUUAAAUCCACAUCUCUACAUUUCAGAGCGACGAGCCCAACAUAUCUAUUCCGUUGUGGUUUUUUCUCAUCGUGCAUAUAUAAAACUAGUAUGUAUUUUGUUUCCUAUUAAUAAGCUGAGUACGAGUACAGUCGAUGUACAAAAAGGAAAUGGCAGCUUGAUACCGCGUUGCGCGCCCGGGCCGCGCGUCCGACCGCUGAUAAUCUAGUUAAAUUUAUUUAUUGGCUUUCUCAGUCCCCCCCCGCGCGCUCCCCGCGCCGUGAAUAUCGCCUAAGUCGAGGCUCGACAAGGCUCACCGCCGCCAGCGCGAGCUCUAUCGUAAUUUAUAGAGCCUACAUCGAGCGACGUAUGAACAUAUUGUUGUACAAGUUCCUUAUCUACGCUCAAUAAAAACAAUAAUACUGUUAAUUAUACGGAUGUUCAAUGAGCACAAUUGCACAUACAACGUAAUAUUUAUGUUCAACUUAAUUUUUUUUAUUCCACUGAUAGCAAUGAAUAGUGACUGGCUCCAUCAAAAAGUAUUGCCACAGGUUCUUCUUCAAAUAAAGUUAUUCAUGUUAUAAACAAGAGAAAGAAAAGACGUUAUGCAUUCGGAGUAGAUCUCCAGCCACCUGCGCGGGCGCAGGCUCCGCGGCCUCGCCGGCGGGUGUGGGUCAGCGGCUAUCGCGAUGCGCCGCUCACGCCAAGCCUUGUGCGCCUGCGCGGCGUUGAUUUACGCUCGCCGCCGCUGCAUCUCGCGCUCACAACAUAAACGCUACCAUUUGCUUCACAUUGCAAUGAUCAGACAUUUUUAUUUCAAUAAAUCAAUUUAUCGUUUCAUCUCACGUCGACCGAAGAAAAAACAUUAUUUAUUUUUGUACUUACUAAUUUACUUAUGAUAUACCCACAGAACACUGUUCAUAAAGAGCUGCUACAAGCUGCUUUGUUACAACUCAUUAUGGCAAUUUAUAUUCUAAUGUUCCACACAACAGUCAUAACUCUGUCCGUGUAGGGCGCGAGACGCGCUCGGCAGUGGCGCGUUGUGUCUUGCUGUUCUUAAUGACUUCCGUAACGACAUCUCUGCGUCAUUGUGCACGGCUGUGAGCCACUGACGCCGACGUCCUCACCCGGCCCGCGGCGACGACGCCGCCGGCGCUGGUUUGCUAACACGUUACACCCAAUAGCGGGCACGCGAGAGACUUUUAUUGUUAAUCAAAGUUACAAGGGUUUUUUCUGGUGGUACUUUAUAUUCAAUAAAAUUAGGUGCCAUUUUUCGUUAAAACAGUUAGACAUUAUCAGAAGUAAAGCUAGCCAUUUAAAUGUUCUUAUCAGAAAUAAACAAAUAAUUAUGUUAUCAGUUCGUAUGAAUUAUGUGGAAAAUUAAGGUGCGACGAUUAAGUAAACAGCGUGAUGGCCCUGCCCGAGACUUGGUGCGUGUUGACUCGAGAAUUUGUUUUUAUCAGUUUAUCUAUACAAUUAAUAACACCUUUCAAUCGCAUUUCUUUUUAAAAAACCACUACAAAAAAUACUAUAUUUAAGAACGUUUUUCACUGACAGCUGACUACUUACAACUAUAAAAUUGCAAAAGCAUUGUACACAUUGCCAAUGUUGCUGUUGUGUUGUGAUGUACGUAUGUAUAGGUCAGUUUCAAGGAGCGUUGAUUGAAGUUAGUACCCUUUAGUAUUCAAUAGUUUGAUCGGCGAAGUCGACGCACCUGCUUAUUAGUUGUUCUGAACUUGACCCCUUUUCACAUGCAGGUUUUUAGUGGCAUACAUUUUUUUUUACAAAAAUAUAUUCAAUAUACAUUAACUAUUGACAUUCACUGGUUUAUGUGCAUGUACAGUCAUUGAUAAUAGUAGCGCUGAUUAAUGAUUAGAUUAACA
Molecule: messenger RNA, 2859 nt
Organism: Hyposmocoma kahamanoa
Lineage: Eukaryota; Metazoa; Arthropoda; Insecta; Lepidoptera; Cosmopterigidae
Exons: 6
Coding region: 306-725 (139 amino acids)
Source: RefSeq, a predicted model, not a curated record